Messenger RNA from Chironomus riparius, 4375 nucleotides. The record is from the annotation of a GenBank genome assembly. Lineage: Eukaryota; Metazoa; Arthropoda; Insecta; Diptera; Chironomidae.
AUUUGAUUGGUAGUAAACAAACUAAAUCCACAUUUAUUGCAAAGAAAUUGAAAUCUAAUCAUUUAAUAAGAAAAUCAGCAAAUUAGUGGACAUAAAACAAGUUAAAUUAAUAGUCUAGGCCAAGAUGCCUAAGGAACAGUUCAGAGAAGCUGAUGUUAUCAAGAAAAUAUCGCAUGUAUCAUUCAGUAUAGAUAGUCCACAACAAAUCCAGCAAUGCAGUCACUUACAAGUAAAAAUGAAGACUCUUUACAACCAAGAUAACAAGAGGACACCUGUUGAAAACGGUGUUUUAGAUCCUAGGCUUGGUGUUAGCCAAAAAGGGUCUAUUUGUGCGACUUGUAAUCAGGGACUAAAUGAAUGCAUUGGACAUUUCGGUUAUCUGGAUCUUGCAUUGCCGGUUUUUCAUGUUGGACAUUUUCGAGUCACUGUCACUAUCUUGCAAACUAUUUGUAAAAAAUGCGCCCGAGUUAUGCUGAAGCCUGAGGAUGGAAAAGUUUUCAGCAAGAAAUUAAUGAAUCCAAAUUUAUCAUACUUAGCAAAAAAAGCCAUUCAUCAACAGAUUCUCAAAAAAGCUAAAAAGAGUAACAAGUGUCCGUAUUGUGAAUUUGCAAAUGGAUCAGUAAAGAAAGGUCCUGGGUUAAUGAAAAUCGUGCAUGAGCCAUUUAAAGGCAAGAAAAAGACAGAUCUAUUAUUAACAGCAGCAUUAGAUGAACUUGUUCAAGCAACUGAAAGUAAUAAGGAAUUGUCACAAAGUAUUGGGCCAUCAUCACUAAUUCAGGAAUUGAAUCCAGUAGAAGUUUUGCACUUAUUCAAAAACAUCCCGAAAUGUGAUAUUCCAUUGCUUGGAAUGACUUCUGAUAGCUCUGAUCCAGCAAAUCUAAUCAUUACAAGAAUUUAUGUCCCUCCAGCUUGCAUUCGUCCAUCUGUAGCAUCUGAAAUUAAAUCGGGAACAACAGAAGAUGAUUUGACAAUGAAGCAAAGUGAAAUUUUGUUAAUUAACGAUUAUAUAUCUAAGCACAUGAACACUAGUGGUAAAAUGGAAAUUAUUCAAGAAGAUUGGGAUUAUCUGCAGCUUCAUGUGGCUCUGUAUUUCAACAGUGAAGUUUCUGGAGUUCCGUUAAAUAUGAUGCCAAAUAAAUCAACAAGAGGAAUCGUUCAGCGAUUAAAAGGAAAACAAGGUCGUUUUAGAGGAAAUUUGUCAGGAAAGCGUGUUGACUUUUCAGCACGUACAGUCAUUUCUCCAGAUCCAAAUCUUAUGAUUCAUCAAGUUGGUGUUCCUGAUAGAAUUGCUAAAAUUCUCACAUUUCCCGAACGAGUUAAUUCCGCAAAUAUUCAAAUGCUACGUCAAAUGAUUCGUAAUGGAACUGAUAUUCAUCCUGGUGCUAAUUAUGUCCUACAAAAAGGAGCUGUCAAUAAGAAAUACUUGGCUUAUGGAAAUCGUGAUAAAUUGGCUCAAGAAUUGAAAUAUGGAGAUAUCGUUGAGAGACACUUGAUAGACGGCGAUAUCGUUUUGUUCAAUCGACAGCCAAGUUUGCAUAAACUUAGUAUAAUGUGUCAUCAAGCAAAAGUUCAGCCACAAAGGACAUUUAGAUUCAAUGAGUGCGUCUGUACACCUUACAAUGCUGAUUUUGAUGGUGACGAAAUGAAUUUACAUUUGCCUCAAACUGAAGAAGCCAGAGCAGAAGCUUUAGUUUUAAUGGGAAAUCGUUCGAAUCUUGUAACACCGCGUAAUGGAGAAUUGCUAAUUGCUGCAACUCAAGAUUUCAUUACGGGUGGUUACUUGAUCACUCAACGUGAUGAAUUUUACACAAAGGAAAAAGCAAUGCAGCUUGCAACGAGUAUGAUUACAGGACCAGAUUCAGAUUUAACAAUUGAUCUUCCGCCACCUGCAAUUUUAAAACCUCGAAGACUCUGGACAGGAAAACAAAUAUUCAGUUUAAUUUUACGUCCAAAUAAGAAUUAUCCAGUCAUUGUAAAUUUAGCAACAAAAGGAAAGAAUUAUACAGGCAAUAAUGACAUGUGUAUUCGUGAUUCCUUUGUAAUAAUUAGAAAUUCUCAAUUAAUUUGUGGAUCAAUGGAUAAAAGUACACUUGGAUCAGGAACUAAGAUUUGUGUUUUUUAUGCAAUAUUAAGAGAUUUUGGCGAAAAUGAAGCAACAAAAUCAAUGUGGCGAUUAGCAAGAAUGGCUUCAUAUUAUAUGAUGAAUCGUGGCUUUUCAUUUGGAAUCGGAGAUGUAACACCUAGUCAGCGAUUGUUGGAAGAUAAACAGGAUUUACUUGAUAAAGGAUAUGCUCGAUGUGAUGAAUAUAUUCUCGAGAUGAAAAAAGGAACACUUCAAUGUACUCCAGGUUGCUCGCCUGAACAGACAUUAGAAUCAAUGAUGCUUAAGGAAUUGUCAACAAUUCGUGACUUGGCUGCAAAAGUUUGUUUUCGUGAAUUACAUCCAACAAAUAGUGCUUUAAUUAUGGCACAGUCAGGUUCUAAAGGUUCAAACAUUAAUAUUUCUCAAAUGAUUGCUUGUGUAGGUCAACAAGCUAUUAAUGGCAAAAGAGUUCCAAAUGGCUUUGAGGAUCGUGCAUUGCCAUAUUUCGAAAAAUUCUCAAAAAUUCCAACAGCUAAAGGUUUUGUCCAAAAUUCCUUCUAUUCUGGAUUAACACCAACAGAAUUUUAUUUUCACACAAUGGCUGGUCGUGAGGGUCUCGUAGAUACAGCUGUAAAAACGGCUGAAACUGGUUACUUACAGAGACGUUUGGUCAAAUGUCUUGAAGAUCUUGUAGUUCAAUAUGAUGGGACAGUUAGAAAUGCAAUAAGUGAAGUUGUAGAGUUUUUAUAUGGUGGUGAUGGACUUGAUCCAGCUUGCAUGGAGACAAAAAACCGUCCAGUUGAUUUGGAUCGUCAAUUAAUGCAUGUACAAGCAACAUAUCCGCAUCGAGAGCAAGUUAAAAUUAGUUCAAAGGAUAUUAGGGCAACAGCUGAAGAGAUUUUAGCGAGAUCAGAAUAUUCAAGUAGUAGAAAUGACUUUAAAUUAGAAUGUAUGAAUUACAUGGAUAAAGUAGCAAAGAAAAUUGAAAAGGUUGAGACUAAAUAUGGACAUUGUGGAAAGGUUGCUGAUGAAAUAAAUAGGAUAACUGAAGGACAAAUUGAGCAAUUUAUGAAUAUUGUAAAUGAAAAAUUCAAUCGAUCUACAAUUGAGCCAGGAACUGCUGUUGGUGCUUUAGGUGCUCAAUCAAUUGGAGAACCAGGAACUCAAAUGACUCUAAAGACUUUCCAUUUUGCUGGUGUUGCUUCUAUGAACAUUACACAAGGCGUACCCCGAGUUGUAGAAAUUAUUAAUGCUACGAAACAAAUUUCAACUCCAGUCAUUAUUGCACACAUUGAAGAUAAUAAAUCAAUGGAAGUAGCUAGAAAAGUAAAGGCAAGGAUUGAAAAGACAACUUUAGGUGAAGUUUCAUCAUUUUUGGAAGAAGUUUAUCGCAAUGAUGAAUGCUUCUUACUGAUUAAGCUUGAUUUAGACAGAAUUCGUGUAUUAGGACUGGAAGUAAACAUUGACACGAUCAAGUACUCAAUUUGUAUCUCUAAACUUAAAAUUAAACCUAAUCAAGUUGAGAUUCAUGGGCCUUCGCUGCUUAUUAUUCGACCUGAUACUGCCAAAUAUGGAAAUAUGAUGAAUGUUGAGCUACAAAGAUUGACAAACUUAGUUCCGAAAAUUGUUAUUGCUGGAAUUCCGAGUGUUUCUCGUGCUGUUAUUGCUAUUGAUGAUAAAGAAGGAUUUUAUAAAUUGUGCAUUGAAGGUGCUGCAUUGAGAGAUGUUAUGGCUACAUAUGGAGUUGUUGGGAGUAAAACAACAAGCAAUAAUAUCUGGGAAGUUUUUAAUACACUCGGAAUUGAAGCUGCUCGAACUACAAUUAUUCGUGAAAUCACAGAAGUUAUGGAAGGUCACGGAAUGAGUGUUGAUUAUCGUCAUAUUAUGUUGCUUGCAAGUCAAAUGACAAGUCGUGGCGAUGUUUUAGGUAUCACUAGACAUGGAUUGGCUAAAAUGAGAGAAUCAGUCUUUAAUUUGGCAUCGUUUGAAAAGACAGCUGAUCAUUUGUUUGAUGCUGCAUACUAUGGACAAACCGAUUCAAUUGAUGGCGUCUCAGAAAGAAUUAUAUUAGGAAUGCCUGCAUCCAUUGGAACUGGAGUGUUUAAAUUAUUACAUAAGCAUGACGACAAGAAGAUUCAAUCAGUGCCGAUCCCGAUAUUUGAUAAGUUUUCAUGGUAAAAACUUGUGAUGAAUUUUUAUUGUGUCAAAAAAAAAGAAAUGAAGGAGGAUAGAAUAAUUUUACAUCAAUUUAAAGAUUGCUAGAAAGGCAAAUAAAAUUAAAGAUAUAGAAAC